This is a messenger RNA of Eucalyptus grandis, 2071 nucleotides long. RefSeq names its product LRR receptor-like serine/threonine-protein kinase ER2. The record is from RefSeq and is a predicted model, not a curated record. Gene Ontology annotation, biological process: hormone-mediated signaling pathway. NCBI's taxonomy places the organism in Eukaryota, Viridiplantae, Streptophyta, Magnoliopsida, Myrtales, Myrtaceae. Gene Ontology annotation, cellular component: plasma membrane. Gene Ontology annotation, molecular function: protein binding.
ACCAUUUUUAGCCUUUUGCCGUAUCGAAAGGAACCAAAAGAUGGGCGGGUGCGCGCGUAGCGGCAACCACCGUUUGCUCAUCCCUCUCUUGUUCUUCUUCUUGUUCCUCUUCUCCUUCUACCCUUUGGCCUUCUCUAAGUUGUCGUCACCUCAAUUCGAAGUCAUGAGAAGUCUCUUCCGGAUAAUACCUAGUUCUGAGUCAUCGUGGAACAGCACCGAAGACCCGUGUGGAUGGAAAGGGGUCACAUUUAGUCGGGAUAACUCUUCCGUGAUCGAGCUCUCUCUCUCUGGGCUCUCUCUCGUUUCCCCCGAUAUUUUGCCUGUGAUUUGCCAGAUUGGUUCUUUGCAGGUUCUUGACCUGUCCGACAACAAUUUGGGCUCACUCUCUGCUGAGUUCAUCACUUCUUGUGGAAAAAUUGUGGGGCUCAGGCGGUUGAACUUCAGCAGGAAUGCACUGGUAGGUCCUUUGCCUUCUUUUACUGGUUUUGUUGGGUUGGAGGUCUUGGACUUGUCUUAUAAUCAUAUAAAUGGAAACACUGACUCAAAAUUAGAUGGGUUAGUCAAGUUGAAGAGUUUGAAUCUUAGUAUGAAUGUGUUCAAUGGGUCGGUUCCAGUUAACCUGUCCAAGGUUCUGGAGGAGCUCCAGCUUUCGGUGAAUAGAUUCGAAGGUGAAAUCCCUGAGGGAGUCGCAGAUUAUCGGAGUUUGACCCUGCUUGAUCUUAGCGUGAACCAGCUUUCAGGCUCUGUCCCCUACAAACUAGGGGAGCUCCCAAAGUUGGAAGUGCUGGUUCUGUAUUUCAAUCAUCUCGGCGGAACAAUCCCUGAUAGUCUAGCUACUAUUGCAACACUUUCCCGUUUCUCUGCGAACCAAAAUAACUUCAGCGGCCCAAUUCCCAGCGGGUUAACGAGGUUUCUCAAAAUUUUGGAUCUUAGCUACAGUAAUCUGAGUGGGACUAUUCCGCCUGACCUUCUGUCGCCGCCAAAUUUGCAGCAUGUGGAUUUGUCUUACAAUCAGUUGGAGGGGCCGAUACCUAACAGUCUAUCGCCUAACAUGUUCAGGCUGAGAAUGGGUAGCAAUUUACUUAAUGGUACGAUCCCUUCCGAUUCGUUGGGAAGCCUCGAGAAGUUGACUUACUUGGAACUGGAAAAUAAUAGCUUGACAGGAGCAGUCCCUCCUGGACUAGGCAAAUGUCGGAGUUUGGCCCUGUUGAAUUUGGCGCAGAAUAAACUGAUUGGUCCCUUACCACCAGAUCUGGGAAAUCUCAGUAGUGUUCAAGUCAUGAAGCUCCAGUUAAACAAGAUUGAUGGGGACAUCCCUAGAAAAAUUACGCAGUUAGGGAGUUUAGCACAGUUGAAUAUCAGCUGGAACCUGCUGACUGGUACCAUUCCAUCUUCUCUUCCGAACUUGCGGAACCUCACUACCUUGAAUUUGCAGCACAACAAUCUGAGUGGCUCAAUACCCGCUGACAGAGGGAUCUUACCAGGUUUAUUAGAACUCCAGCUGGGAAAGAAUCAACUUAGUGGGCAUAUCCCAACCAUGCCACAGAGUUUGCAGAUUGUUUUGAACCUCAGCAGUAAUCUUUUCAAUGGGACUAUCCCGACUACUUUUACUCAGCUAAAAAACCUAGAGAUUUUGGAUCUCUCAGACAACCAGUUUUCAGGUUCGGUUUCCUUGUCAUUUACUCAGAUGGCGGCCCUGACACAGUUGAUACUUUCCAAUAAUCUUCUGUCAGGUAUUCUUCCAAAGUUUAGGGACAUUGUCAAAGUGGAAGUUGGUGGAAACAAGGACCUCAUUAAUGGGACAACACCGAGCCCUACUGUCAUACAGAAAAGAAACUCUGUUCCUGUGCUACUUCUUACUGCACUGGCCUCUCUGUUUUUACUGCGUUGGUCGUAUCAGCGGUUGUUAAUAUCAGUAUCGAAAAGCUUUUGCGGCGUCAUCGCAUCCGCAAUUAGGAGAUUUUCUUUUCCCAUGCAAAUGAAAAAAAAAUUAAGGCACCAAACGGGUGAUGCAAAGUCGAGAAGAGGGAACGAGAAUGGUUGUGCUUUUACUUGUUUAAAUAACAAUUAA